AUGGGCAUCGCGUCCCUGGUGACUCAACAUUCUGCACUAGCCUCCCUUCAUGCUGCUGUCGAGGCAGACAACAGCUGCUUGGAAGGCUCGAUCGCCCAUUUGGAAGAAUCCCUCAAUUUGUUUUCUGAAGUUGCCCUGCAGAAUCGGAGAGGACUUGACCUUCUCUUUUUGAAAGAGGGUGGACUCUGUGCCGCACUGGGGGAGGAAUGCUGUUUCUAUGUCAAUCAUAGUGGAGUCAUUCGGGAUACCAUGCGGGAACUCCGCGAGGGUUUAGAGCUCAGACGAUGCCAACGAGAGUCCUCUACCUAUACCUGGGGCUUUCACACUCUUCUCCCAUACCUACUCCCCUUCUUGGGUCCCCUUACUGCACUCUUGUUAGUUGCUACUAUUGGCCCUUGCGUGUUUAACCAUCUAAUCAGCUUUAUCAAACAGCAGGUUGCCUUACUGGUGGCAGCACCUAUACAGGUGCAUUAUCACCGCCUGGCAAUGGAAGAUGCUCCCCUAGACCAUGCGGCCACAAAUUCUGCUGCUACAGAAGACGGCUCGCAGGAAUGUGGAAAGGCCUUUGCGAAAGCCUCAAGUCUUAGUGUACAUAGGAGAAUUCACACUGGAGAGAAACCGUAUAUAUGUAAGGAAUGUGGGAAGACCUUUGCUGUAGCCUCAAGUCUUAGUGUACAUAGGAGAAUUCACACUGGAGAGAAACCGUAUAUAUGUAAGGAAUGUGGAAAGGCCUUUGCUAGAGCCUCAAGACUUAAUUUACAUAGGAGAAUUCACACUGGAGAGAAACCAUAUAUAUGUAAGGAAUGUGGGAAGGCCUUUGCUGAAUCAUCAAGACUUAGUGUACAUAGAAGAAUUCACACUGGUGAGAAACCAUAUAUAUGUAAGGAAUGUGGAAAGGCCUUUGCGAAAGCCUCAAGUCUUAGUGUACAUAGGAGAAUUCACACUGGAGAGAAACCGUAUAUAUGUAAGGAAUGUGGGAAGACCUUUGCUGUAGCCUCAAGUCUUAGUGUACAUAGGAGAAUUCACACUGGAGAGAAACCGUAUAUAUGUAAGGAAUGUGGAAAGGCCUUUGCUGUAGCCUCAAACCUUAGUGCACAUAGGAGAAUUCACACUGGAGUGAAACCGUAUAUAUGUAAGGAAUGUGGAAAGGCCUUUGCUUUGGCCUCAAGACUUAGUGAACAUAGGAAAAUUCACACUGGAGAGAGACCAUAUAUAUGUAAGGAAUGUGGGAAGGCCUUUGCUAUAGCCUCAAAACUUACAGUACAUAGGAGAAUUCACACUGGAGAGAAACCGUAUAUAUGUAAGGAAUGUGGGAAGUCCUUUGCAGAAGCCUCAAUCCUUAGUGUACAUAGGAGAAUUCACACUGAAGAGAAACUGUAUAUAUGUAAGGAAUGUGGGAAGGCCUUUGCUACAGCCUCAAGACUUAGUCUACAUAGGACAAUUCACACUGGAGAGAAACCGUAUAUAUGUAAGGAAUGUGGGAAGGCCUUUGCUUUGGCAUCAAGACUUAGUGUACAUAGGAGAAUUCACACUGGAGAGAAACCGUAUAUAUGUAAGGAAUGUGGGAAGGCCUUCGCUGGAGCCUCUACACUUCAGUUGCUUGAACGUGCCCAGUAA
Messenger RNA from Sorex fumeus (smoky shrew), 1617 nucleotides. RefSeq names its product zinc finger protein 345-like. Gene Ontology annotation, biological process: regulation of immune system process; negative regulation of transcription by RNA polymerase II; regulation of cytokine production. The record is from RefSeq and is a predicted model, not a curated record. NCBI's taxonomy places the organism in Eukaryota, Metazoa, Chordata, Mammalia, Eulipotyphla, Soricidae. Bases 1 to 1617 code for a protein of 538 amino acids. The transcript has 3 exons.